AUGAAUACCCAGCUUCGCUUUACCGCACUAUUCACCCUUUUCCUGUUGCAAAAUGCAAAUUGCUUUGUGGCUGAUUCCCGAAACUUCAUCCGAGGCGAAACCAUGUUGCAUGCCAAAUCAUCCUCUGACGCUGAUGUCAGCAUCAUGGAAUCCAAUGAGAAUCCAGGAAGAAGAGACUUCUUAGCAGCCGCAACCAUGUCUCUUGGUGCCGUUUUUCUCCCUGCGCUUCCAGCUUUCGCUGACGAUGAAGACGCUGGAACAACCUUGCACAUUCUAAACUACCCGGUUGAUGGAAAGUGUGGCGAAGCCAAGGUGCCAGAUGCAGGCGUAUUCUUUGCAAAAACAUUUGGCAAACUUGAAGAUGGAUCUUGCGCUGCUGAGGGAUACGCUGUGGAUGAAGGAACAGCAAAUGGAACUGGAGAAAAGGAUUCAAAGCGCACGUACAGCGUCUAUGGAAAAUAA
Molecule: messenger RNA, 462 nt
Organism: Cylindrotheca closterium
Lineage: Eukaryota; Bacillariophyta; Bacillariophyceae; Bacillariales; Bacillariaceae
Source: the annotation of a GenBank genome assembly